AUGAUUGAAAGUCCCAUAUCAUUACAUGAAAUUAGGGACAAUGUAAACAAAAGACAGUACUCAACGGUGGAUCAGUACCUCGCAGAUUUCGAGUUGAUGUAUAAAAAUGCUGAGACUUAUAACGAGCCGGCGAGCAUCGUGGCUCAACAUGCCAAUCAGAUAUUCCAGUUUGUUAAAGAUCAAAUACACGAAUCCGAGUCCACGCAGACAAGGGGUAACGAUGUGGCCGAGGAUAUGAUGUCCCCAGAGAAGUUGAAAGCAUUACAACUCAAAAUCAUCAGCGAUCUAGUCGAAUACAAACAGAAAGGGAGAAAACUUUCCCCUAUAUUUAUGGACGAACCUAAUAAGGAUAUAUACCCCGAAUACUAUCAGGUUAUAGAACGUGCAACCUCAUUUAAUACUGCUAAGAAGCAGAUCGAUGGAAAUGAAGCUUCGACGAUCCAAGAGUUUGUUGACAUCGUCGACUUAAUUUUCAAGAACGCAAAAAUAUUCAAUGAAGAGGGAAGUCAAGUAUACGAGGAUGCCGAUACCCUACAAAAAGUAUUUAAUGAGAAAGUCGAUGAACUCAAAGCCAGAUUGGAUGGUACACAACAAGGUCAAGGAAGCUUGAAGCUUAAGGUGAAACCCCCACAACAGCAAAAACUGAAACUUAGCCUUAAGAGUCAAGGUCACGAUGGACCCGCUAGUACAGUAACAGAUGACAAGCACGCUAACCGAUCGGGAGACAAAAAGUCAGAAAAGAAACCAAAAGCUCAGAAUAUUAAAGAAGAAUUGAGUCUGCAGAGAGGGAAAAGGAACAAGGCCGGUGUAAUAGGCGUAUCUGAAGUAGAUGUCCCGGAACGACGUAACGAAGGUGAUGAAGAGGAAGAACAAGAAGACGAAGAGGAAGACGCCGAGAAGCCAGAGGAGGAAAACCAGGACGACGGCGAAGUAGAUGGAUCUGAUGGGUCUGAGGAUAAUAGACAUGACAGUGAGAGCGAUCACGAUGAGGAUGAAUCUUUCCCUCAAGUCAAGAUCCCAGCAAAUGUUGUAACCAGAACAUCAAAAACAGCUAAUCCGUUGUUUCAAAUGGUUAAUAUCACAUCAAAUAUCCCCGUAACUUCGCGCUAUAUGCAGGCAAAAAAUCCAGUACCACCUGCAAACUUCCUGGACGUUUUCCAACUAAUCGUUCCCCCAUCGAAAACACACACCAUCAGAGCUUACUCAUUGACGUUAGCAACGUUUCAUAGCAGUCUCAACUUCUCAGUGGAUCUAGACGAAGACUUGCAUUUCAGACAUUAUAACCUCUCCCUUCUCCACCAAGGCCGUCGAAUCGCACCUUCUUCUUCGACUGCGUCAAAUCCAUUUUCAGAUACGUCAAAACCACUUAAGGAUAGAUUUGAGCUGACCCUCACUCCUGGUCUCAAUCAUAUCGAACUUUCGCUUCAAGCAAGCCCAAAGCGCGACUCCAGUGGCCCACCAGUCCGUCACUCGGUUCAUACACCUGAUCUGCUCCAUGCAGAGGGUAGUGAGCUGGAAAAGCUGACCUUUUGGAUAACAUUGUCGCGGUGA
Molecule: messenger RNA, 1551 nt
Organism: Sugiyamaella lignohabitans
Lineage: Eukaryota; Fungi; Ascomycota; Dipodascomycetes; Dipodascales; Trichomonascaceae
Gene: RSC4
Product: Rsc4p
Exons: 1
Coding region: 1-1551 (516 amino acids)
Biological process (GO): chromatin remodeling
Cellular component (GO): RSC-type complex
Molecular function (GO): protein binding
Source: RefSeq, a predicted model, not a curated record